This is a messenger RNA of Nymphalis io (European peacock), 1787 nucleotides long. RefSeq names its product cytochrome P450 4C1-like. The record is from RefSeq and is a predicted model, not a curated record. The transcript is spliced from 10 exons. Gene Ontology annotation, molecular function: heme binding; monooxygenase activity; oxidoreductase activity, acting on paired donors, with incorporation or reduction of molecular oxygen. Bases 285 to 1760 code for a protein of 491 amino acids. Lineage: Eukaryota; Metazoa; Arthropoda; Insecta; Lepidoptera; Nymphalidae.
GCUCCGCAAUCUACGUAAGCGAUUGUGUACAUGGUGACCUCGGCUCGUCUUAGCUAUUGUUUGAGAUGAUCGUGUCAGUAAAUUAAAGAAGGAUUCAAAAGUAUACGUAACAGAGGUCACGGUCUCGAGUCUCAUUGCAUCGUUACAAUCGGUUAAUGAAGAUACAAAUGAUAUUCGAGUACAGCUGUACCUUGAAUAUAGUUAAUAUUUUUUAAUUAAAUUAUGUCCUGUGCAGAAACAUUUUAAAUUAUAGUGUUCUGUAGAUAUAUCAGUUAGAGGUCAAAAUGCUGUGGCAAAUAUUUUUGGCUAUUUUAGUUUGUUACGUGUUGUGGAAAAUUUUCAAAACAGAUGAAAAUGAACUGAACCGUUUACCCGGGCCGCCGAAAUGGCCAAUAAUUGGGAGUGCACUAUCGUUUCUGGGAUUGUCUCAAAGUGAGAUGUUUGACAAGUUGUUGGAGUUUAGACAAAAAUAUGGUAAUCAAGUCGUCGUCAAAAUUUUAAAUCGAUACAUUCUUCAUGUCUACGAUGUUAAGGAUAUCGAGACCGUCCUGACACAUUCCCGGAAUAUAAAAAAGAAUAAGCCGUAUACGUUCAUCGAGCCCUGGCUCGGCAAUGGCUUACUACUCAGUUCAGGCGCUAAAUGGAAUGGACGUAGAAAAAUUUUGACACCCACUUUCCACUUUGACAUUUUGAAAAGUUUUAUGGAAGUAUUUGAAGAACAGAGUAAGAAUUUGGUUAAAGAGUUGGAGAAGCGAGUCAGCGAGGGUUUGGAUGUGGUGGAUGUCAGUCCAUUGAUUAGUGACUUCACACUUUACACAAUCUGUGAAACAGCAAUGGGAGUUCGACUAGAUUCAGACAAAUCUGAGGCCAAAUUGAAGUACAAGGAUGCUGUCUUGGAGAUAGGCCAACUUGUAAUGGAACGGCUUACAACGAUUUGGCUUCAUAACGAUUUUAUUUUCAGUUUGCAUCCUAUGGGUAAAAAGUUUGCUAAAUGUUUGGAAAAAGUUCAUUCUUUCGCGGAUAGCGUAAUAAUGGAGAGGAGCAUGUCAUAUGAAAACCGUGGGGAAGAUUUAAGUGAAAAAGAGAAUAGCCGCCGCUGUGCAUUGCUAGAUUUACUUUUAGAAGCAAGAACCAGGAAUGAGAUUGAUCUGGAGGGUAUCAGGGAAGAAGUCAAUACGUUUAUGUUCGAGGGUCAUGAUACUACAGCAACAGCGUUAACGUUUGGAUUGAUGCUUUUAGCAGAUCAUGCAGAUGUACAGGAGUCUAUUUUCGAUGAAUGUAAAGUUAUACUAGGUGACUCUGAUCGGUCUCCUAGCGCGUCUGAGUUAAAUGACAUGAAGUACCUCGAUGCUGUGAUUAAGGAAAUAUUGCGUCUCUACCCCAGCGUCCCUUUCAUAGGCCGAGAAAUCGUCGAGGAUUUUAUGUUGGGAGACAUUAAAGUAUCAAAAGGGAAUGAAGUUAUCGUUCAUAUUUAUUAUAUGCAGCAGAGAGAGGACUUGUAUCCUGAGCCCAAGGCCUUUAAACCAGAAAGGUUCCUUAGCGGCGAGAAGAGGCAUCCGUUUUCGUUUGUGCCUUUUAGUGCUGGUCCUAGAAAUUGUAUCGGUCAACGAUUCGCAAAAAUGGAAAUGAAGAGCGUGAUCAGUGAAAUUAUCCGGAAUUUCAAACUCGAGCCAAUAAAGAAGGGGGCUCGACCCAUCAUCAAAGCGGACCUCGUGCUGAGAACUACCGAACCCAUUUACGUCAAAUUUAUAAAACGAUAAUAAAUACUUAAAAUAUAUAAAUAUUUA